AAUCAAAUUCAAGUUCUGUUUUUUUUAUUGUUGACUACCAUUUAUGACGGAAUGUAAUGCACACGGCCUGUUGAAUACGUGUUCUAAACAGCUGAAAACGAUGAAACUACCAUGCAAAGCGAAUACGCCGAAGAAGUAUCUAGCAACGAUGGUCCUAUUAUCGCUAAUUAUCAUGACUUAUAUUAUCACCAGAAACUCGGGAGAAUGGAACUCAGUGGUAUACGCGCAAAGCCGUACAAAGCAUAGCCACCACGAAAACACCUCAAUGAAACUCAGCGCAGAUAUUCAAUCGAAAAUCGAAACAUUGGUCUUGUUUAUUGGCUACCCACGUAGCGGACACACCUUAAUUGGCUCCCUGCUGGAUGCUCAUCCACACGUGGUGAUUGCAAACGAAUUGAAUAUUUUUGAACGGUGGACAGAAUGGAAGAACGAAGAGAAGACGCGAGAAAAUUUAUUAAACAAGAUGUACGACAACAGUUACAAACAGUCUGUCUCGCACAAGGGUUAUAGGUCGACAGCGAAGAAUAGAGGACGAAGUUACGCCGUACCAAACCAAUGGCAGGGAAAAUACAAAGAUUAUAUAAAAGUGAUUGGCGACAAAAAAGGCGGAAAAGCAACAAAAUUUUUCAGCUAUAAACAAAAGGUCGCCAAAGAGGUUCUGGACACGAUAAACCUCCCAGUUAAGCUCAUACACAUGGUGCGAAACCCGUAUGACAAUGUCGCUACCAUGGUAUUUAGAUAUCUCAAAUUAGGACCCACUGAAUCAAUUGCUUUAAAGGAAAAGAUAAAUAACACAGAUGCGUUGAAUAUGAAUCUACGUCUUCACCUCAUUGCCGUAAGGAAUAACUACGAAUUGAUUAAAAGAUUCGGGCGCAGCGUCUUUACCUUACACAGCGAAGAUGUCAUAGCACAUCCGACGGAAUCCCUUAAAAAACUGUGCGACUUUCUCGAGGUCUCUUGCUCAAAGAAAUACUUCAAAGAUUGCGAAAGCAUUUUAUACACGAGUACUUCAAAAACGAGAGAGAAAUUAGUUUGGCCAUCUUCACAAAAGAACAGGAUUGAACAAGCUAUUAUGACCGUUCCGUUUUUGAACAAAUAUACCUUCGAAUCGUGAAAAGCGCCGUAAUGCAAAGGAAGGA
Molecule: messenger RNA, 1139 nt
Organism: Dendronephthya gigantea
Lineage: Eukaryota; Metazoa; Cnidaria; Anthozoa; Malacalcyonacea; Nephtheidae
Exons: 4
Coding region: 44-1114 (356 amino acids)
Biological process (GO): peptidyl-tyrosine sulfation
Cellular component (GO): Golgi apparatus
Molecular function (GO): protein-tyrosine sulfotransferase activity
Source: RefSeq, a predicted model, not a curated record